This is a messenger RNA of Dendronephthya gigantea, 924 nucleotides long. RefSeq names its product U3 small nucleolar ribonucleoprotein protein IMP4-like. Gene Ontology annotation, cellular component: small-subunit processome; Mpp10 complex; nucleolus. NCBI's taxonomy places the organism in Eukaryota, Metazoa, Cnidaria, Anthozoa, Malacalcyonacea, Nephtheidae. The transcript is spliced from 8 exons. Bases 4 to 867 code for a protein of 287 amino acids. Gene Ontology annotation, biological process: rRNA processing. Gene Ontology annotation, molecular function: rRNA primary transcript binding; snoRNA binding. The record is from RefSeq and is a predicted model, not a curated record.
AAAAUGUUACGGCGACAGGCAAGACAAAGGAGGGAAUACAUUUACAAGAAGUCAGUAGAAGACCAAGAAAGGACAAUCUACGAUAGGAAAAAGCGUUUGAAGAAUGCCCUUCAAGAAGGUAAACCAAUACCAACUGAGCUGAGACGUGAUGAAGGAGAACUGCGGAAAGCAAUAGAAUUUGACGACGAAGCUCAUGAAAAAGUGACAACACAUGUGGAUGAUGAGUAUGCAUGGUCUGGCAUUGAAGACCCUAAAAUCAUGGUUACCACAUCACAUUCACCAAGUUCAAGACUAAAACAAUUUGCCAAAGAACUUCGACUUAUAUUUCCAAACAGCCAACGCCUAAAUCGAGGAAACUAUGUUAUGAGUCAGCUGGUUCAAGCUUGCAGGGCAAAUGAUGUCACAGAUUUAAUAAUUGCUCACGAACAUAGAGGAGAGCCAGAUGGUCUUGUUGUAUGUCAUCUUCCUUAUGGUCCCACAGCUUACUUCACACUCUCUAAUACGGUGAUGCGUCAUGACAUACCAAACAUUGGAACAAUGUCUGAAGUCUUUCCUCAUUUAAUCUUUGACAAAUUUUCAUCCAAGCUUGGCGAAAGGGUUAAAAACAUCCUAAAGUAUUUAUUCCCAGUGCCUAAAGACGAAAGUAAGCGAGUAAUCACCUUUGCAAACCAGGAUGACUAUAUUUCUUUCAGGCAUCAUAGUUACAAGAAAGUGGAAGGCAAAAUAGAACUCUCUGAGAUAGGACCAAGAUUUGAAAUGAAAGUUUACGAGAUACGGCUUGGUACAGUCGAUCAAACAGAGGCUGAUGUUGAAUGGCGACUAAAACCUUACAUGAAUACGGCGAAGAAAAGAAAGUUUUUAGAUUAGACAUUCGAACUUUCUAGGACGUGUUCUUGUCUCGACCCAACGUAACGAAUAAAACAA